Molecule: messenger RNA, 3578 nt
Organism: Chanos chanos (milkfish)
Lineage: Eukaryota; Metazoa; Chordata; Actinopteri; Gonorynchiformes; Chanidae
Gene: mcc
Product: MCC regulator of WNT signaling pathway
Exons: 19
Coding region: 123-3125 (1000 amino acids)
Molecular function (GO): calcium ion binding
Source: RefSeq, a predicted model, not a curated record
AAUGUGUUUACGCUCUACUCCGAAGGUCUUCAUCACUAAUGCAGUGAAACACUUAGUGGACUACAAGCCGUGGCUUCACGAGUACAGUUCACGACAGCGUUAGCAUUUUUCGGGGCAAGAUCAUGGCGGCUACGGUGGAGGUGAGCUUGAGCAGCGGCAGUAGUGAUACCUCUAGCACUGGCGAGGAAGAGCGGAUGAAGCGGUUGUUUCAGACUUGUGACGGAGACGGAGAUGGUUACAUUAGUAGAAAUGACCUCCUGAUGGUGUGUAGACAGUUGAACAUGGAGGAGUCUGUUGCUGAGAUCAUGGGCCAGUUUGGAGUGGACGAGUGUGGGAAAAUCUCCUUUAAGGACUUCACUCGCUGCCGUAUGCAGCUGGUGAAUGAGAUUCGGCUGGAGGAGGGUCAGCUCUCACUUGUGACUGGACUCUCUGAGAAAGGGAAGGUCCAGGAGCAUGAUGCCUCUUGGCUUACCAGUGCGGAGAAUAUUUUGGGUAAGCACAGACUGCAAAAGUCCAAAGAGAACAGUCACGAUGACUCAGGGCCAACAGAACUGCUAAGCCCAGAUCCACAGCAGCAGUCAGGUAUCCUACAGAAGCUUCUAGAACAGCCAGGCAAUGUCCUGGAGUCAUCGUCCAUGCUCCACAAGCUCGUCACGCAGCCCCCCUCACGAUCCGGAAGCUGCCUGGAACUGGCCAACACGCUGCACCUGGCUGUGUUGGCGUCUCUGAAGGGUGACGUGGUUGAGCUGAACAAACGACUGCUGCAGAGUGAGAGGGAGAGAGACACACUGGAGAAAAAACUGGCCAAGGCUCAGUGCGAGCAGUCUGAUCUCCUGCGGGAGCAUGAGGAGGUGCAGGAGAGGACCACGCUGCGCUAUGAGGAGAGGAUCACGGAGCUCCACAGCAUCAUUGCUGAGCUGAAUAAGAAGAUCGACCUUCUCCAGGGCACAACCAUAAGGGAGGAGGAUGAGUUUUCAGAGUUGCGCUCUGAGCUGAGUCACAGUCAGCAUGAGGGUAACGAUGAUGACGAACCCAGCGCAGACCAGGACCAGACAUCGGUUUCUCUCCCUGAUAACCAGUCCACCCUAGCCGCCGCGGACAUGAAUAACUGCAGUGAUCUGAACUCGGAGCUGCAGCGUGUGCUGACUGGUCUGGAGAGUGUGGUGUGUGGACGCAAGAAAAGCACGUGUGGCCUGUCUGUGGCCGAGGUGGACCGACACAUUGAACAACUGACCACGGCCAGUAAACACUGUGACCUGGCCAUUAAGACAGUGGAGGAGAUAGAAGGCGCUCUGGGACAUGAUUUCUACCCCAGUAUUUGUGAGGAGCGGGUGCGAUGGGAGAAGGAGCUGGCAGGCCUGCGGGAGGAGAAUGAGAGUCUUACAGCCAUGCUGUGUAGUAAAGAGGAGGAUCUCAGCCGAAACAAAGCCACUAUGCAUGCCAUCCGAGAGGAACGUGACCGCCUUCGCAGACGGGUGAGGGAGCUGCAGACUCGUCUCCAGAUCGUCCAGCCAGGGGGCCAGUCCAGUCCCGGACGGCUCCCCCUUGCCAGCCGCCCCGUCAACCCCAGCACCGGGGAGCUCAGCACCAGCAGCAGUAGCAACGACAUCCCUGUUGCUAAGGUGGCGGAGCGGGUGAAGCUGUCUAAGACACGGUCAGAGUUGUCUUCCACUGACAGGGCCGUGCUGGGCUCUGAGAUCAGCAGCAUCGGGGUGUCGAGUAACGUAGCAGAGCACUUAGCCCAUUCCCUGCAGGACUGCUCCAACAUCCAGGAAAUCUUCCAGACACUUUACUCUCAUGGCUCUGCCAUCUCAGAAAAUAAAAUCCGUGAAUUUGAGGUGGAGACGGAGCGCCUUAACAGUCGCAUAGAGCACCUGAAGUCUCAGAAUGAUCUGCUGACUAUUACGCUGGAGGAGUGUAAGAGUAAUGCAGAGAGAAUGAGUAUGCUGGUGGGUAAAUAUGAGUCCAACACCACCGCUCUCCGGCUCGCUCUGCAGUACAGUGAACAGUGUAUUGAAGCAUAUGAGCUGUUACUGGCACUAGCAGAGAGUGAACAGGGUCUGGUCCUGGGUCAGUUCAAGGCAGCUGGAGUGAGCACUUUGGGAGACCAGGUGAGUGAGGAGAGCAUCACGCAGGUGCUGAAGCGAGCUCAUGACUGCAGGAAGACGGCGGAGAACGCUGCCAAAGACCUGCUGAACCGACUGGACGGAAGCUGUGGGGCUGCGUUCACUGUCAGUGGCUGCAGCGUCCAGCCCUGGGAGAGCCUGUCCUCUAACAGUCACACCAGUACCACCAGCUCUACAGCCAGUAGCUGUGACACAGACUUCUCUAAGGAGGAUGAGCAGCGUUUGAAGGACUACAUCCAGCAGCUGAAGAACGACCGUGCUGCAGUCAAAUUGACCAUGCUUGAGCUGGAGAGCUUUCACAUCGACCCACUCAACUACGAUGUGAAACCACAUGGAGACUCUCAGAGACUGGACCUGGAGAACGCUGUGCUCAUGCAAGAGCUCAUGGCCAUGAAGGAGGAGAUGGCUGAGUUAAAGGCCCAGCUGUAUUUGCUAGAGAAGGAGAAAAAGGCUCUGGAGCUCAAACUGAGCACACGUGAGGCCCAGGAGCAGGCCUAUCUGGUGCACAUCGAGCAUCUGAAGUCUGAGGUGGAGGAACAUCAGGAACAGAGACGCAAAUCACUGGGAUCAACUGGGAGCAGUGCUGGGGGCAAGGAGAGGCAGGACUGUGGAGAUUCUCCUGCCGUCAGCCUCUCUGACCUGAGAACAGUCAGCGACAGCGACUUGGCCGCUGAGCUGACCAGCGCCCUCAGGAGGGAGAAGAAGCUGAAGGGGCGGGUUCAGGACCUGGUGGCUGCUUUGGAGAGACUGACGAAGAGCAGUGAGGUGCGCCAUCAGCAGUCAGCAGAGUUCGUCAACGACCUCAAACGAGCUAACAGUAAUCUGGUGGCUGCGUAUGAGAAGGCAAAGAAGAAGCACCAGAAUAAACUAAAGAAGCUGGAGUCUCAGAUGAUGGCCAUGGUGGAGAGACAUGACACACAGGUCCGCAUGCUCAAACAACGGAUUGCUCUGCUAGAGGAGGAGACGUCAAGGCCACACACCAACGAAACCUCGCUCUGACACACACUCCCCACCGACUGCCCCACCCCAGCACACCCCAGACUCCCCCAUCCCAUCAGACCGUAGUCUGAAACAUACAGACCAAUUAACCAUUCACCAGAGCAUUCUUCCCCAGUAUGUCACAGAUGGUCCUGGUGGAAAAUCACAGUGGAAUGGUUAUGCUGUGAUUCCUCAUAUUAUAUAACCCUGGUGUCAUGAACCCUUUCACCUCACGGCCUGUCGCAGCAUGUUCUAACAAGAAGGUUCAUGUCAAAGGCUGUUAUGAGAGCUGGUGCCAUCAGCAUUUCGUCUGGAGUCUUGUUUGACGGCGGGAAAUAUUACUCAAACAUACUGCAUAUUUACAUUAUCCUACACUAGUGCUGGUCAAAACUUCUGGUCCUUUUUUGAGUGCACUAUACGAAAAAAACUUUGCUCACAUUUAUAUGUGUUCCAUCUUUUUCAGUAUUCCAAACA